AUGGGUCCACCAGUGAAUGCUGCUGCACCGUCCACCGCUUCUUCUGCAGGUGAAGACAUGCUGACCAAUGACCAGCGCUUCCUCUUGACCGUCAUUUUUGGAUUAUACUUUGGGCCUCAUCUCCAAGGGGAAAGGCCACCCCACAAGUCAGCAUUGCAGAGAGUACUCGAGAGACUGCCACGGUACACUCAAGAUCGGCUGGCUGGGUCCAAGUUGAUGGUGGCCCAAAUGAUUCACGUAUAUUAUUAUAUACUGAGGAAGGCCAGUCAAUCUGUCAUAGUGGCCCCACCUUUGCUGCUCAAGUUCUUCCGCGACGCGCUUCCAGCCAGAAUGAUUGGUCCUGGAUUCAACUACCCUCUGUUCAUCGACUUAUUUCCAACCGACCUGCACCCUUGUUCACGUGUCGAAGAGCGAUUUAUGGCAAUAGACAACAUUGUCUUGAUCGAUAACCCGAGCACCUCUUACCUCAGGGAAGAGGUUGUUGCGAGGUUUAAGAAUUUGACUGGACUGCAGGAGUUCGUUCUGGAGAAGGAUGCUGCCAAGCUACCUAUUUAUGUCACCGAUGAGGUGUUUUAUCAAGUGAUAGCACGAGAGGAGCGUUCAGAGGGACAACCUCAUUUUUCUGUGCCCCGUUGUGGUUCUCAUGGAAGACAAUGCAACAUCAGCAUGGUGUUUUCUCCGCUCGAUACGACAGGUGCCACUACCGCCUGGAGUGCUGGAGCUGGAGUUGUUUGGAAUGCGGAAGUGGAGCUUGCAGGAUCCAUCACAGGGCGUGUGACCCUUGCAGAGUCUGAAGAUAGUUACCUGUUUAACGUAUCACUUCCAGGGAUCAGAAUAGAUCAAAGAACAUUCAGUUGUAAGUUCAACGUGGAUGGCGACGAGGUCUUUAUCGAAGGAGACGCUGCAACCGGUGGGAAGCUGCCCAGUCGUGUCAAUCCUAGAUGGUCCGACUGCAAGUGUGGCUCAGAUGGAACCUUCGGAGUCGUCGUGAAGAAGUAG
Messenger RNA from Eucalyptus grandis, 999 nucleotides. RefSeq names its product increased DNA methylation 2-like. The record is from RefSeq and is a predicted model, not a curated record. NCBI's taxonomy places the organism in Eukaryota, Viridiplantae, Streptophyta, Magnoliopsida, Myrtales, Myrtaceae. The transcript is spliced from 3 exons. Gene Ontology annotation, cellular component: nucleus. Bases 1 to 999 code for a protein of 332 amino acids.